AUGAAGAACGACAAGAAUGGCACAGAGGAAACCGACGACGACACUGAAUUUGACCUACUUCAAGACAAGGCCGUCUACACUACUGUUGAUGAAGUUGCAUUCAAAGAGGCUCAAGACAAGUUCAUCUACAUCCGAAAACACUUGUCCAGCCUUGACGACGUCAAGCGAUUUCUCAAGUCAGCCAAUACCGCAAACAUUGAAAUCUACAAAAAGAUUGUCGAGCGAUACGAUAUUGUCCUUCUAUCGCCGCCGCCGAGGGCGACUCUAGAGCUCAACGACAGCAAAAUUCAAUGCCGAAACCCCUACUCGACAGAAUUAUAUCCGACGCAGAUUACUUGA
Fusarium graminearum PH-1 is the source of this 339-nucleotide messenger RNA. RefSeq lists its product as uncharacterized. The transcript is spliced from 2 exons. The coding region runs from base 1 to 339 and encodes 112 amino acids. The record is from RefSeq and is a predicted model, not a curated record. Lineage: Eukaryota; Fungi; Ascomycota; Sordariomycetes; Hypocreales; Nectriaceae.